GGACACUGGCAACACGGCGUCAAGCAUUGCAUCAUGUCUACCUCGAGGAGAUCUAGGACUACACACUCGCGUUUGUCAACCUCGACGAUAGGACGUCGUGCACACCGACAAUCUGCCGGCUUCCUCCCUAGCACCUUGGCUGCGUCGAUGGAGACACGACACCACGCAAGGCGACAGAACGCGACACACGUCCACACUCGCCUCCACGCCCGAACCAAUCACGCCUUGGUCGAAGCAGCACGACGGGGGACGAGGAACGGCGUGAAGACAGAGACGAGCGGGACCGCCAGCGCAAGGGCUACAACAUCGACCACACAAACAAAUGGAAUGUCUGGCGUCGGAGAAAGGACGACCGUGACCACCACGGUCACGGUGACCGUGCUUGCCGUGCCCAUGACACGUGCAAGCAGACGGGCAGGGAGGCCUACCAUGAGCGAGAACGCUCGCCCAGGCGCAGGACCUAGGCGGAGGAAGCAGGCAUGGGGGGUGACAUCACCUGGAGGCCGCCAAGAACGUGGGUGAAGACACCACGGCCAUCACCAGCGUGCCUCAGCAGCUGCCUCAACUCAGCCCUCUACGCGACAAGAAGGCCAUUGAGCUGCAAUUUCUCUUCACUAACCGUGCCUCGAUGAUGCAGGAGGCGGCGAAGAAUUUUUUUGUGCAGGCAAUAGGGGAGGCAACAGGGGAUGGUGGACAGGGAACCAGUGCCACUGAACAUGCUCUACUACGACUACAUUGGCAAAGUAUCAACGCUGGCAGACAAGCUCCGUCUUCCCUACAAGGGGAUUGAAAUCUGGUCCGAGGAUCGCGGACACAAGGCAAACAACAACGACCCAUCGAUGACCAAGGUGGCAGAUGCGUUCACACGCAUACUGGAGGACAUACCUGCUGCAGGAAACAAGCUGGAUGGUGGCGCUUUCAUCUCCGUCCAGGAGGUUGACGCAGCCUUGCAGAAGCUCCAGAUGUCACCCGACCUCACCAACGACACCGAUGACACAGCAUGCCUCGAUGCCAGCAACACUGAUGGAGCUGUCCCCUAUCCGUCGCGAUUCAGGGAAACGCAGAGCACAGCAGCCCCAGCGGCAACACCAUCAUCAGGACGUUCUUCACCAGGUUGGAGCCAAUCCUCCGUAGCGACGAGCCUACAAUGGAGGAGCAGAACCCGCAAGCACAAAAGGAGAUGCCUAAACGUCAUCGUCCAUGACGCGUGUUCGACAUGUCAACGUUAUGCUGCAGCGCGAGACUAUCCACCCGUAGACCUAUGCCAGCGGUUCAACGUGCGCAGCACAAUCUAUGUCGCAAACUUGGUCUUCUAACUGAUGAAAUGCAGCCCAUCAAGGCUGCACUGCAGGAGUUCUUGGCUAUGUUUCAGGGGCCACUUCCUCAAGAUGUGAUCACGGCGCUGACUGUGGCAUUCAACUUAGAAGACCCUGUUGCUGAGGAGCUUGAUGAAGCUAUGGCUGUGGUGGCAGGAGAAGCCAUCGCUGACAUCCAGGAAGCCAACAACAACUUGCAGGCAGAAGCUCUUCAGGCAGCCACUAGACUUCUUGCUCAGGACCUCAUUCAUAGCACUCCAGUUUGUUAUGUUAACUGCAUCGUCUUAACUAUCUAGCAGUGCAAGGAGCCAGUGCAAGGAGCCACUGCAUCAAGUUUCAGUUAUUCAGUGACUUAGCUUUCAAUUGGGUUGUAAUCCUAAAGCCAGAACAUUUCAAUGGUUGCUUAACUACCUUUGCAUAGGCGUUUAUUCACUUGAUGUCUGCGCUUCUAUUGACGGUGGUCCUGUUGAUGAAGCCGAGUGUCGCCAUGUGUCUCAGUGCUUUCUUCUGCCAAACCGAGAAGCCACAGCUCUUGAAUUGCAUUGCUUGUCCUGUCGAUGCUAAAGAUACAUCAUGUCACAAAUGAACCUUGAAGUCUUAUGUUGGAAUGUGAGAGGGCUAAACUGGAGAGCUAGGAGAGACACGGUCCGAGAGAUAAUCUUCGCCACACUAUGCCACAUUGUGUGUCUGCAAGAAACGAAGCUAAGCAAGAUAGACCAAUUUACGAUCGCGUAUCUGGGAGGGCACAGGCUUGACAGUUACACUUACAAACCAGCGGGGGGCCUCAGUGGCACGAGGGGCGGCAUUCUUCUAAUGUGGAACACCAAUCAUGUCACGCUUAACAACGUAGUCAUAGGAGAGUAUCAUAUCACAGCAAAGGUAAUAACGCAAGAAAUGACAAACAACUUCACACUUUCAGUGGUAUAUGGCCCAACCGGGUCUAACAGGAAAGCAAAAUUCCUCUCAGAACUUCAAAACCAAAAGCCCCAAGCCGGUUCUCAAUGGCUCAUCCAAGGCGACUUUAAUCUCAUCUACAA
Setaria italica (foxtail millet) is the source of this 2353-nucleotide messenger RNA. RefSeq lists its product as uncharacterized. Bases 687 to 1316 code for a protein of 209 amino acids. The record is from RefSeq and is a predicted model, not a curated record. The transcript has 2 exons. NCBI's taxonomy places the organism in Eukaryota, Viridiplantae, Streptophyta, Magnoliopsida, Poales, Poaceae.